This is a messenger RNA of Acaromyces ingoldii, 4325 nucleotides long. RefSeq lists its product as hypothetical. The coding region runs from base 262 to 4209 and encodes 1315 amino acids. The record is from RefSeq and is a predicted model, not a curated record. NCBI's taxonomy places the organism in Eukaryota, Fungi, Basidiomycota, Exobasidiomycetes, Exobasidiales, Cryptobasidiaceae. The transcript has 9 exons.
UCUCGGUCUCUCUUUCUGGCUUGCGUCCCUAGUAGUAGUUAUCUCGCUCUCGGACCUCCGUUCGAAAUCAGCGGGAAAGGAAAGUGGGCAUCCCCAUCUCCGACGGGCCCAACGGCGGCACGACGGCUUUCUCCCCCUCUCUCUCUCCAAAUGUCAAAGCCGCUGCCCGCGGGCAUGCCGCACGACCAUCUCGAGACAUCUCCGAGUGGCCGCGUGUCACUUCCGCGUGCAAUGGACAGCUCGACGACAACCACAGUGACGAUGUCGGACACAGAGCGCGAGCGCGAGCGCAGAGAGAGAGAAGGCGGCGGUCGUGGUGGUGUUGGUGGCAGCGGAGGCGGCGGAGUCGGAGGAGAGGUGGGAGGUGAACCGCAUGGAGAGGAGCAGCGUCGGCCGCGCAACAAGCUGUGGAGCGCAGUCAAGACGUCGCUGCAGGCUGCCCAUGCGCUCCGCGCGACAUCUGCAGCAGGCGACCCGCGCCGGCGAACGAGGCAGGACGACGCCGACGAAGGCAGAAUCGAUGACGAAGGCCUCUCGACAGCUCAGGAUGGACUGUGGGCUUCGUCGAGCUCCUUGCCUGGUCGAGGGGGGCCGAGAGAGAGGCGGACGACGAGCAAGGCGAGGGUGGUGAGCACAACGCACAUCGAUCAGUGGCAGAACAUUGCGCAUCUCUUUGAUGAGGACAAUGAUGGCGACAAGGACGACAACGAUGAUGACGUCCAUCAGGGCAACCACCUCGAGCAGAGGCCAGGCAGUAGCAAGAGAAAGAGCUUGCCAGACAUGAGGAAAAAGAAGAGGCAGCACCAGACGCCCGUGCCGACGACGAGCGACGACGUCGACGAGGGCGCAGCCGCUGAUGUGGAGCACCAAGAGGGUGGUGAGGGAGAGUCAAGGAUCGGAAGCACGGCGAGGAGAAAGACGAAAUGGAAGAGGUUUGGCCUGCCGCCAAGGACAGACACCUUUGAGACGACAACCAACAACAGGGACAGCAUCAACCAGGAGCCUGAAAGCUGGAUCGACUCGAAUCCCGACACGAUUCCCCGGAGAGAGGAUCCGUUGGCCUAUGCCGAGAACCAAGACAGGCUCCUCGAGACCGACACCGACACCGACGCGGAUUCGUCAGACGCUGACAAUGACGAUGGCAGCGAGGAUGCAAAGGCGCGCAUACAGAGCAAGGGAAGAUGGACCACACUGCAAGAGCAGAUUCAGCCCUUGACAGACCCCUCACCCCUGACAAAGACGAUCAUUAAAUGCGUCGUAGCCUACUUUGUCGCCUCGCUCUUCACUUUCUCUCCCUUUCUCUCCUCACGCAUGGCCAUGCUCAUGCCCAACCAGGACCCCGAGUCGCCCAAGAUCGUCCCCAUCUCGAAUCUGCACAUGAUUGCCACGGUUGCCGUCUACUUCCACCCUGGCCGCUCCAUAGGAUCGAUGAUCGAGGCAAACGUCUUUGCCCUCGUCUCAUUUUCUUACGCCAUUCUUUUGGGCCUCACCUCCAUGCUCAUCGCCGUCUUUCUCCACGAUCGAGACUUUCCCGGUCUCAGCAACGCAAUCACUGUUGUUGCAUUUGUAGGCCUCGGUGUCACCCUCGUCGGCUACGCCAAAGUCAAGGUGGCCAAGCCGAGCUUCAACACGGCCUGCUCUCUGAUCAGCGUCAUCAUCUUUACCGUCAUCGUCAAGGAAGGUUCCCAACACCUUGGCCAUUACUCCACCGACAAAAUCUGGCAGUCGACCCUCGUCGUCGUGGCCGGUGUCGUUGUCGCCAACAUUGUCUGUUUUGCUCUGUGGCCCAUGAGUGCGACGACGAGCUUGCAGGGCGACAUUCAGCGCAAUCUCCAAAGCUUCGCCACCUUGCUCAAGGUCCUCACCAAAACGUUUCUUCUCGACGAUGUGGCCGAGUUCAACAUCAAGAGCGAUAGGAUUAAACGGGCGUGCGACGACCACCAUUCUUCCUUUGUCAGCCUGAAGAAGAAUCUUGCAGAAGCCAAGCUCGAGGCGCCUUUCGACAGACGGAUGAGGGGUAAAGUUGCAAACUAUGUUCUUGUCGUCGACAGCCUCAACAGGUUGGCCCAGCACCUUGGCGGAUUGAGGAGCAGCUGCAGCCUGCAGCACGAAAUCAUUGUGGCGCAGCGCAUGAAGCGGCGGAGCGAGCCAAGGACGCAAGAGGGCAAAGCCGUCUCGAUCGGAGACGAGACAAAGCCGGAUGUCGACAAGGGUGCUUUUGAGAGCUUCCUUGGAAACGUCGGUCCGCACAUGCGCAGCCUAGUGUUCACCUGCAGUCGAACGCUGAGAAGCCUACGCUGCGCCUUUGUCGUUGGACGCCCUCUUGAUUCGUCCCCUGACGGGCCCUUCGACGGUCUCGCUGAGGACGUCUCAACUGCCCUCAAAAGAUUCCAACACGAGCAGACGAUCGCUAUCAAGCGCCUAUACACCGUCUUUCGUCGACCAGACGAGAGCUUGACACUACACCCGAAUUUGGGUCUCAAGUCUGACGAGGAAGUAUUUCUGAUCUUUUACUUUGUCUUUCUGCUCGAGGAGUUCUCCAAAGAGCUUGAGCUGCUCGUGCAUGCCCUUGAUUCCAUCAGGGAGGACGAAGUGAGAAUCGAGGAAUGGUCCAAGCUAUGGUGGUGGCAGCGGCUGCUCCGAAGGUUUUCCCAGAGGGAAAAGAGGAGAUCGAAAAGGAAAGAGGCCAAAUUUGGAAUGGAUCAUUCCUACCUUAGCACCAUCUCGGGCUUGUUUCGGUCAUCGGAGGCCACGCUGCCCUCGAUAGCCCCCCAUCAGCUCAACACCGCCCAGACACCCCCAGCAGUCACAGCUCGUCAGCGGGUGAAUCGCUUCAUUUGGCAUGUCGGUCAGAUUCUCAAGGAACCAGACACGAAAUUUGCCAUAAAGGCCGGCUUGGGUUGCGCUUUAUUGGCCGCGCCGGCGUUUAUCAAGUCGACAAGACACAUUUUCACCAACUACAAGGGCGAAUGGGCCUUGAUUUCGUUCAUGGUCGUUCUGAGUCCCACUGUUGGCCAAAGUAACCAGAUGAGCAUCCAUCGCAUCGUUGGGACGUGGGUGGGAGCUUUGGCUGCCGUGGGCGCAUACAAGGUGUUCCCAGACAACAAUAUCGCGCUGCCAAUCUUUGGCGCCCUCUUCUCCGUUCCAUGCUUCCGCUGGAUCAUCGGGCGACCUCAAUUUGCAACGAGCGGUCGUUUCGUCCUCUUGACGUACAACUUGAGUUGCCUGUAUUCGUAUAACCUUCGCAAGACGGAAAUCGAGGUCGAAGAGAUCGCAUUCCACCGCACCGUUGCUGUCAUCAUUGGUGUUGUUUGGGCCACCAUUCUCAAUCAUCUCGUUUGGCCCUUUGAGGCGAGGAGAGAGCUUGCCAAGGGCUUGUCCGACCUUCUGUUCAAUCUAGCCUUCCUUUAUCAAAGACUGGUCCUUUCGUACUCAUCGCCGAACGAGGUCACGACCGACUUUAAAGAAGACGGACCCGCAUCGGUCGAAAGGCGAUAUGCCACGUCCAUGGGAGCCAGCGGCAGCACAAGCAGUGGCGCCGAUGACGUGGAAGAGGACAUUGAGGAGCAAGGAAAGCCUUUGCUCAUGAACGAGGGAACGAGACGUUCUGAGAAGGACGAGAUUCAUGUACUCGAGCUGAGCUUGCAGCUCCAGUUGAUCAAACUCGAGGGCCUCUUGGCCCAGACGAAGCAUGAGCCUCGACUCAAGGGGCCAUUUCCGGUGGCGACAUACCGCAAAUUUAUCAGCUCUUGCCAGGCGAUUCUGGACCUGCUCCACACGAUGCACCAAGUCACAUCUCGGAGUGACUGGCAUGACCGCGUGCGCAAGGAUUUUGUCGUGCCCGUUGACGAAGGUGGCAAGCGGAGGGAGAUGGUGGGCAACGUGGGGCUCUUCUUCUGGCUACUCGCCUCGGCCUUUCACCUCAAGAUGCCUCUCCCGCCUUAUCUGCCGCCGGCAGAGCAGGCUCGGCUGCAGGUCCUCGAAGCGAUCAGGCAGCUGCCAGUGGUCAAGAAGAGGGCCAUCAGGGGAUCAAGCGAGUACCUGUUGUACUUUGCCUAUGCGCUCAGUAUGAAGGACCUCAUCUUCCAACUCGAGGCCAUGGGAAAGCUAGCGCAGGAAACUUUUGGCGUCCUCGGCGGCUCUGUCGAGAACUUCGAGCGGCAAUUUCAUCAGCAGCACCCAGCACAACGUCCGGAUGAGCAGAAUUGAGGACAUUUCGAGAUGGGCCUGGGCAUGGGCAUGUUGAUCGAAGAGUGGUGUAGCUACAAUUAGAAUGGGCGGCAUCUGACGCCGAGGAAAGAAAUGCACACUUAUACCUCCUCUAC